AUGGUGCUUUUGAGCCUAUCUAUCGACGCUCUGCGCAGGCUGCUAAAGCUUUAUGAGUUUUAUGCGGUGGCUCAUGGGCUCAGAUACAAUGCGCUGAAGAGGGAGAGCAUGGUAUUUAAAGCAGGUACUAAAACGUAUACCGUAGUGCCUUCCAUCGAUCUAGGCGGUAUUCCUCUAAAACAGACAAAACAAUUUAAGUAUCUGGGUCACCGGGUCACCGAGGACGUAUGCGAUAAUGCCGAUGUGGAAAGAGAGCGCAGCGCGCUGGCUGUCCGUUGCAAUAUGUUGGCUCGCAGCCUGUGGGUCAGUUACACGCGGCGGACAUACGGAGCACUGCGCAUCCAGUGCAACAAUGCGUUCAGGAUGCUGUUCCGACUUCCACCUUUCAGUAGCGCGUCAACCAUGUUUGCUGAGAAACAUGUAGACGAUUUCUACGCUAUCAUGCGGAAGCGUAGUGCAUCGCUACUCCGUCGCAUGCGUCUCAGCCAGUACUGCAUGCCGGCGGAAGGCGUGCCGCUGUCGGCGCGCGCGGCGCUGCUGACGCGCGAAGAACUGGCGCGGCUGGUGCGCGUGUUCGCGGCGCUCGGCGUUGUCAAGCUGCGCCUCACCGGCGGCGAGCCCACGCUGCGGGCGGACCUCGCCGACGUCAUACAGGAGCUGCGCGAGGUGCCGGGCAUCGAGUGGGUCGCCAUGACGACCAACGGCCUGGUGCUGACGCGACGGCUGCCGGCCUACCAGCGCGCCGGCCUCGACGCGCUCAACAUCUCGCUCGACUCGUUGCAGCCGGAACGCUACGAGAAGAUGGCGCGGCGGCCAGGUCUAAAAAAGGUGCUGGCGGGCGUGGACCUCGCGCUGCAGCUGGGCUACCGUCCUGUCAAAAUCAACGUCGUGCUUAUGAAAGGUUUCAACGACGACGAGAUAGGGGACUUCGUGGAGUACACGCGCUCGCGGGAAGUCGAGGUCCGCUUCAUCGAGUUCAUGCCGUUCAGCGGCAACCGCUGGGACGACUCGAGGAUGGUGGCGCACGUGGACGCCGUGCGGGCGCUGCUGGCGUGCUGCCCCGACGCGGCGCCGGCGCUGCCGCGGCCGCACGACACGGCGCGGGUGUGGCAGGUGCCGGGCCACCUGGGCAGCGUGGGCUUCAUCUCGUCGAUGACCAAAAACUUCUGCUCCACCUGCAAUCGCCUGCGGCUCACCGCCGACGGGAACUUGAAGGUGUGUUUGUUCGGCGCGGCGGAAGUGUCGCUGCGCGACGCCCUGCGCCAGGGCGCCACGGACCACCAGCUUGAGGACCUGAUCCGAGCUGCACUCAUGAAUAAGAAGCCACAACAUGCAGCACGGCCGCCGGCGCCGCGCGCCCCGCGGGCCGUGGCCAGCCGCGGCUUCUGCUCGCGGCCGCCGCAGCCGCCGCAGCCGCCGCAGCUGACGCACCUGGACGCCGAGGGCCGCGCGCGCAUGGUGGACGUGGGCGCCAAGGCCGUGACGCGGCGGCGCGCCGUGGCCGCCUGCAGCCUGCGCGUGGGCGCGCCGCUGCUGCGGCUGCUGCGCGACGCGCGCCUGCCCAAGGGCGACGCGCUGCAGGCGGCGCGGCUGGCCGGCGUCAUGGCGGCCAAGCGCGCGGCCGACCUCAUCCCGCUGUGCCACCCGCUGCCGCUGGACGCCGUGGAGGUGCGCGUGGCGCUGCCGGCCGGCGACUGCCCGCGCGGCGGCGACGUGGCCGUGCGCUGCGAGGUGGCCGCCACGGCCCGCACGGGCGCCGAGAUGGAGGCGCUGACGGGCGCCGCCGUGGCCGCGCUGGCGCUCUACGACAUGUGCAAGGCCGUGGACAAGGGCAUGCGCCUCACCGACCUGCGCCUCGUCAGCAAGUCGGGCGGCCGCUCGGGCGACUGGCCGCCGCCGCCGCCCGACGUCCGGCUACGCGCGCACGACACGUCGCCGCUGCAGCCCGACGAGACCUACGCCCCCACCAUCGCGCACGUCUAGCCCGCCGCGGCCCUCGUCCAAAAGAGCGAUGCGACUGCGGCGCUGUAGAGCACGGAGGAGGCGUGCCCUGCUGAAUCUUUAUUAUACGUUGAGAAUGCUGCACUGUAGCAAUAAUUAUUACCUUCCGACUUUGUGUUUAGAGGUUAUUAUUGUCACUUCAAAAGUAACAAACGUUGUAGCCAUAGUAAUAAUAUUGUAACAAUAUGGUGACUGCGAGAGCUUGGAGGUCACAAUCAAAUUAUUCCAUUUAUUUCUAGUUAUAACUUUAAAAAAGUGCUGUACUAUAAGUAAAAAUAAAUAUACAUAUAAGAAUUACCUAUUUUGAAUAUAUUUUUUAUUUAAAAGUU
Molecule: messenger RNA, 2330 nt
Organism: Hyposmocoma kahamanoa
Lineage: Eukaryota; Metazoa; Arthropoda; Insecta; Lepidoptera; Cosmopterigidae
Gene: Mocs1
Product: molybdenum cofactor biosynthesis protein 1
Exons: 9
Coding region: 1-1983 (660 amino acids)
Biological process (GO): Mo-molybdopterin cofactor biosynthetic process
Molecular function (GO): GTP 3',8'-cyclase activity; 4 iron, 4 sulfur cluster binding; cyclic pyranopterin monophosphate synthase activity
Source: RefSeq, a predicted model, not a curated record